Messenger RNA from Talaromyces atroroseus, 900 nucleotides. RefSeq lists its product as hypothetical. The transcript has 5 exons. The coding region runs from base 1 to 900 and encodes 299 amino acids. The record is from RefSeq and is a predicted model, not a curated record. Gene Ontology annotation, biological process: cytosolic ribosome assembly. Lineage: Eukaryota; Fungi; Ascomycota; Eurotiomycetes; Eurotiales; Trichocomaceae. Gene Ontology annotation, cellular component: mitochondrial matrix.
AUGCUGUCGCUUCGUUCAUUCACUCGCUCGGCGCCCCGUGCCUUCUCCCGUUCCUUUUCCGUCGCUGCGCGACCUACAACUACUCGACUUUCGACAGCUCUCCAGAGACCGUCUUUGCUACAGAAGCCCGUCACAAGAUAUCAAUACCCUGCCUUCUCAACGGCCGGGAUUUUGCGAGAGCCUGCUGGAGAAGUUGACAUCGAGCUGAACGGAAAAUUGGAAGAGGAACUCACCCAUGAGAAGGCCUCUGAUGAAUUGGAUGAGUCUAAUGCAGCCGUUCAAGCGUUCUUUGAAAGCAGCCCAUGGAAGGUCAAAGAUGUCGCGGGAGAGCAAGAGAUUGUGCUGUCUCGCAAAUUUGGCAAUGAAAACAUUCGAGUCACCUUCACCGUGUCCGAUCUCCAGAACCUCCCCGAGGAAGAAUUCGAUGACCUUGCAGAGAGCGAGUACGAGCAAUCUGUGAACCGUGGCCAGCCUGGUGAGCCUGUUGCUACCCGCCCUGAAGAUCGUAUUGCACCUUCCGAUCGGGAAUUCGAUGACGAGCCUGUGCCUGGCUUCCCUGCUCGUGUCAACAUUUCCAUCGAAAAGCCUGGCAACGGUGCUCUCCUUAUUCAAACCACCGCUCAAGAUGGUCUUUUCGAGAUCCAUGAAGUCUCACACUUCGCUAAGGCCGACCUCGCCGAGGCUGAAACUGCUGAGAAGGACUGGCUCCGUCAGAGCCUUUACAGCGGUCCUUCCUACGCAAACCUUGACGAAGAACUCCAGGCUCUAUUUGACCGCUAUUUGGAAGAGCGUGGCUUCAACGCUGAAUUGGCCAACAUUAUUCCUGAAUAUAUUACCGUGAAGGAACAAAAAGAGUACACUCGUUGGCUUGAGACCGUCAAGAAGUUUGUCUCUGCCUAG